AUGGAAAAACAAUUGGGUGUCGGUGUCUCCAACCCUAAAGCACUUGUUUUGCCUGGUGGUCGAGCUCAACAACAAACAGCAGAAUUGGGAACUUUUUGGGAAAGUAGAAAAAUUGGUCCAGGCGAAGGGAAUUGGCCUACCCCUUCUCCACACCCCCUCAACUACACAAGUUCUCCAAAAAUUCAAACACCAAUAACCGCCCCUUACCGUGCUAAAAAAUAUGAUGAUUUGUGUUGGGAAACGUUAUUGGGGCAGGAAGUGGCAAAAAUUGUUACAACGGUUAGAUUUUGAUAAAGUAAAGCUUGUGUUGGGUCACGGUGGGGUUAAUGUUGUUGGAGAGGUUGCGUGUGAUGAUAAGGGUCCCAAGAAGCGCCGUUUCGUCUUUUACCGAAUUUUUGACUUUUUUGGUGUUUCGUCUUUCGCCUUUAGUCCUUCGCUUUUUAAA
Meloidogyne enterolobii is the source of this 445-nucleotide messenger RNA. NCBI's taxonomy places the organism in Eukaryota, Metazoa, Nematoda, Chromadorea, Rhabditida, Meloidogynidae. The record is from the annotation of a GenBank genome assembly.